Mytilinidion resinicola is the source of this 1277-nucleotide messenger RNA. RefSeq lists its product as uncharacterized. Gene Ontology annotation, cellular component: membrane. The transcript has 4 exons. The record is from RefSeq and is a predicted model, not a curated record. Bases 80 to 979 code for a protein of 299 amino acids. NCBI's taxonomy places the organism in Eukaryota, Fungi, Ascomycota, Dothideomycetes, Mytilinidiales, Mytilinidiaceae.
CCCACCGUUCCACCGUUCCACCGUUCAUUUCACGCAGAAUUUAUUGCUUAUCUUCAGAAACCAAACAUACUGCGUCAAAAUGGGUCUGGACAGUGUGCACAACCGCAUGCAAAAUAUCAACUAUCGCCUUUGGGUCUAUCUCCUUCCGAUACCCAUUAUACUCUUCUACGGCCUGAGUCUUACUAGGUGUGUAUCCAACUCCCCAGGAAUAGGAAACAUAUUUGCAGUCAAAUUGCAGCCAAGAAAUAGCACGACCUCCAUAACUGAAUUGCGGGUCAACUACUUUGGCAUCUGCGCUUCAGUAUCAGACCACUCGAUCUGCCAAUCAAGCUCUGGCAAGACGGCUGAUAGGGUCCUCCAAUUCAUAUUCAACGGAAAUCUCAGCAGCAGUGAUGUAUCGGAUUCAAAGGAAUUAGUUUCCUUCGCUCUUACGGUUCAGUCCAAGAUAAUUCUUUACCUACUGGCUGUCGCCGGCAUUUUGCUCGUCAUCGGUCUCUUGCUAGUCCUGUUAUUGAAAAGACACUUUAAAGCGGCGCAAACGGGCAAAAUGAACGCAGAAAGUCGACGGCAAUCACUCAGACGCGCCACUCUUACAGCCAUAUGGACUUCAGUUGGACUUGCUUUAGCAUCGGCCCUGACUGUUAGCCAGGUGACUGCUGCGAUGGAGUAUAUCACCAAAGUGGAGUCAGUAUCGACAAUCCAGAUCACGGCAGGAACGGCCUUAAGUGUUUUACAGUGGUUUAUAUUCUCAUUGUCUGCUUUAUUUGCAGCGGGAAUAUCCAGCAUCUUCAAGAAGCAGGGUGGUUUUAUCGAGUUGGCUGGCUCGGCAGCCCAAGGAAUGUCAGCAGGUGUUGGUAUGAAGGCAAUGCCUCCUCUUACGGGCUUGCCUCCUCCGGUUUCGUCUCUACCUCCUCCGGUCAUGUCUUUACCUCCCCCCGUAUCACUUCCACCUCCUCCUCCACCACCCGGUCGUCCUUAGCACUACAAGCGUGAAAUGAGUAUGAUAUUUGGAUACUUAACUUGUCUCGGGAGGAGGGAGGACUUUGUGAGAUUUUCUUUUGUUCUUUGGAGGAUGUAUGUGUAUAUUAAGGGAAAAGACGCGUUGGUGCUUUAAUUUCUACCGCAUGUUUUAAUGUUUGGAAUUCUAUCACGACUUGUGUAAUAGAGGUGGAUCUGACGGGAUUCACGUAGAACGGGCGACUCUGGAAGCCUGCUAAUUAGUAGUACUAUUUGUAUUGUUAAGAGUAAGGAGGCAGGUUAGGCCUACUAAGAGAAUC